AUGGCCAUGGGUAGCCGGAGACCUCAAGCCCUUGCUGUGGUUGGGAUCCUCGCCAUCGCGAAGGUGGCCUUCCUGGUGCCGCAUCGCAUCCGAGUGCCUCGGGAUGUGGCAAGACGAGGAAGCCCCCAGCUGGAAAAGUCGCAGGAGCUGCUGCACCAGCUGGCUGAUGACAUGGAUGAGCUGGUGAAGAUGCUGCCAGAGGAAGGCGAGGAUGAUGACCAGAUCCUGAGACGGGAGCAGGCACAGCCGCAACCGCAACCUGAGACGCCGGGCGCCGCUACCUCGCAGGCCUUGGCGACCGGAAGUGUGGAGGUGGGCCAGGUUGUCUCGAGCCUUGAUGUCGGCGCCCUUCAGCCGGUUGGUGACAACCAAUACAUCGCCACAGUGGAGCAGAUUCAGGCCAUUGUGAAUGACAAGGUCCAGAAGUACACUGCCGUGAUCAAGAGCUUCGAAAGGUACAUCAAUGAGCUUGAAGAGGAGCUCGAAAAAACCGAAGCAGAGCUUGAGAAGAAGGACCAGACUUUGCAGGAAGAAGCUAGGAUGAGGCAGGAGGCGCAAGCAGAGGUUUUAAAGCUGGCGGACGAGCGAGAGGAGUUGGAAAGGUCUCUCCUCAUGGCUCAGGAGGUCCAGUCGAAAUCCACAGCAAUCAUGGGAGGCCUGAACUCGCAGGCCGAGCGCUUCGCGGGAGAGUUGACUGAGGAGGAAGCGUCAGAUCUGGAGGAGUCAUUGAUGAUGGCUCAGGCGAAGAAUGCCCGCGCCACCAGAGAUGCAGAUGAUAGAUUCGGAGAGCUGCAGGAGGUCGAAGCAUCUGCAGGCAACAUGGGCAACGCCACUUGCUGCUCCAAGGACGAGUCCAGCAACACCGAUUUGCCGGAGCAGAAGGAAGCGCCAACAACCGCUCCGGAGACCCCUGUCGUGGAGGAAGCUGUCGCUCCUCAACCUCGUGAGGGAGAGUUCAUCAUCGUCUUGGACAAAACCAAUGGGCAGCGUUUGGGCAUGGACGUGGAUCAUGAGGAUGGUCGUACCCUGGCUGUCGAUGCUAUCACCGGUGGCCUCAUCGAGCAGUGGAACAUGGAGCACCCGGAGAAGGCAUUGAGGCCCAAGGACCGCAUCGUGGAAGUCAACGGUUUGCGUGGUGACGUGCUGCAGCUCGUGGACGAGUGCAAGAAGCCGAAGGGGAUAGCCCGAGGUUUUGACUAUCUACGUGAAGAGGGAGGCUGGUCCGGCCUGAGCAAGAAAGCAGGACCCCAAAGGCGCGAGGACGUCUUGGGUCACUUCCUGGAUGGAUUCAGGAGGCAUCAAUUGAGCAAGAGGGCAAAAGUGAGUGAGCCGUGGCAAGCAACCGUGGUGGAUAUCCAGAUAGUGUCCUCCGCGCUUGCCGGGCUUAUCAAGGUGUCAGAUGCCGCAGUGGAGGCAGCACAGCGCGCACAGCAGGCAGAGCAGAGACAGCAGGCGCUAGCGGAGGAGCUGGAGAAGAUGAGAGCCGAGUUGAAGGAAGUUCAGGAUCAGCGCGACAAUGAGACCAAACGGCGUGAGUACGCCGAUGCCCGGUUCAGCCAGUUAAUUCAGCGAGUCGUGGUUCCAUGCGUUGGCAAAAUGCCCCGACGAAGUUCCAGCGUGUCCGCGCUCGAGCACCUGCCGGAGUCGUGUUUGCACCGGUUGGAAAAAGCACGGCCAUGUCUGGAGCGCUCCUGGGCGUGGAAGCCCCUCUUGUACAAGACUGACCGCAGAAGCUCCUGUCCUGUCCUGUCGCCACGGGGCUCCCUUUGUCCCAGUCGGUGGUGCACGCAGUACCGAGACCCUGCCUCUUGA
Molecule: messenger RNA, 1812 nt
Organism: Symbiodinium necroappetens
Lineage: Eukaryota; Dinophyceae; Suessiales; Symbiodiniaceae
Source: the annotation of a GenBank genome assembly